This is a messenger RNA of Amaranthus tricolor (Joseph's coat), 2659 nucleotides long. RefSeq lists its product as uncharacterized. NCBI's taxonomy places the organism in Eukaryota, Viridiplantae, Streptophyta, Magnoliopsida, Caryophyllales, Amaranthaceae. The transcript has 6 exons. The coding region runs from base 518 to 1711 and encodes 397 amino acids. The record is from RefSeq and is a predicted model, not a curated record.
CAUUUUCAAAUCCCAUCCUCUUAUAUCAUCAUUCACCAGACCCUCACUACUUCCUCUUUCAUUCUCAUUCUUCCAUCGCUUCACAUUUCUGAUUCUCCUUAAAUUUAAUUUACUCUUUCAUUUUUCUCUUCGCUGUUUGAUUCAAUCCGUGAUCGGAGAAUUCAUUUCUUCAUGUGGUUUUUAGUUCAUUCAAAAAAUUAUUGAUUUUUCAAUCUUUUUUACUUCAAUUUUAAUCUUUUUUUAGAGUUGUUUGUUUUAAUUGUCUUACAUUUUGCUGGAUUUAGUUAUUUGAUCUUGGAAUCGUUUCGGUAUAUUUUACCGAUUCGAUUUUGAGUUUUUGGGAUAUAGGUGGUAUAAUUUGAAUAGUUAAAUUCGGUUUUCAUUUUCGAUUAGGGUUAAACUUUUGUGGGUUUUAUAGGAUUUUUAUUUUUAUUAAGGGUUUGUGUUUUUUUCUUGCUGUUUUUUAAACAAAAAGGGUUUUUAGUGGGAAAAUAGUAGAAAAAUAAAAAAAGGAAAAAUGUUAGGUGCUGGCUUACAGUUUAAUCAGAAUCCUAGUGAUGAUCGGUUCUACAUUCCAGUAAAAAGCCGAAGAAAUUUUCAUAACAAUCAAAAGAACUAUCAACUUCAAAGGACUCAAAGUGAUAUUAUCAAUGGAGGGGUAAGUGCAGGAAUCAAUUAUAGAGACAAUCAUGUCGUAUCUGGGAGCAGGGAAACGGAACACCGGAACGAAGAGACAGUGGAACCGGCAGCCUUAUUGGAUUUCGAGGAUGAGGAGGAAGAGGAUUCAUCGAGUAAUAUUGAACGUUUUCUUGAGGCUAUAACUCCUUCUGUGAAUUGCCAUUAUCUUUCGAAGACUACAAUGAGAGGAUUGAGCACAUGUGAUGUGGAGUUUCAACCUUACUUUGAUCUGAGUGAUUUGUGGGAUUCAUAUAAGGAAUGGAGUGUUUAUGGGGCUGGAGUUCCUUUAGUAUUGAAUGGCAGUGAUUCUGUUGUUCAAUAUUAUGUUCCAUACUUGUCUGCUAUCCAACUUUACGUUGAUUCUUCUAAAUCACCCGUUAAGUCAAGGCGCACAAGUGAGGACAGUGAUUAUUUUAGUAGGGACUCAAGUAGUGACGGAAGUAGUGAUUCUGAGCGUGACAGGGGUUUGGCAUACUCAAGGGGCCAGCAGAAUCAGCAGACAGUGUUGCAAGAAGGUUUUUCAAGUGAUGAUGGUGAAUAUAGGGCCCAUCAAGGUUGCCUAUUGUUUGAAUAUCUUGAACAUGAUCAACCCUAUGGACGUGAACCUUUGGCUGAUAAGAUCUCUGAUCUGGCAUUGCGUUUCCCUGAGCUGAAGUCACUUCGCAGUUGUGAUUUACUGGCUUCAAGUUGGCUUUCUGUGGCUUGGUACCCUAUAUAUAGGAUACCUACGGGACCAACAUUGAAAGAUUUAGAUGCUUGUUUCUUAACCUAUCAUUAUCUAUACACACCCGUUGGAGAUGCCCCUUCUGCUCGAGCUCCGUUGGUGACUUAUCCCAGUGAGAUUGAUGGAAUUCCGAGGAUCUCUCUUCCCGUUUCUGGUCUCGCCUCAUAUAAAUUCAGAGCACCACUGUGGACCUCAAAAAGUGGGUGUGAACGUCUUUUGUUGAACAAGCUUUUGCAGGCAGCUGGUAAUUGGCUCAGACAACGCCAGGUCAAUCACCCUGACUACCUUUUCUUCUGUCGUAGCAGAUGAUGUUGUUAAAUAGAUCGUAACUGUACAUUGCCUACCAUUGUGGAGGAUGUGCAAGCGUCUCUGACAUGUUCUAGUUGUCUGUAUAUUAGUAGACAGUCUUUUUAAAGGGAAACAAAAAAAAUGUGUGAAAAAAAGGAAAAAGGGUCGGAAAAAAAAUGAAAAAAAGGAUAGGAGGUUGUUCCAGUGCCAGUAUAGUUUAAAGGUCCGGCUGGAUUGGGAUAGAAACAGGGGUGCAGCGGACAAAGCUUGCAACCAGAGUCCAGAAGUGUCGAUGUGUCGAAACUUGUAAUUUUCCAUUUUAAUCUUGAUUUCAUAUGAGCAGAUGGGAAAUAGGCUGUGUUUAUGUUCUAUCUGAUCCACUGCCCUGAUUAUCAGUGACCAGAAUAUAACUGAUAUAAAUUUGUUGUGGGGGAUUUUGAUAGUUUAGGUGGUUUUGUCGGAUUUUGUUGUUGUUUAAAACUAUAUAUAGACUAUAGAGUAGGUUAUAGUUAUAGAAUAAAACUUAAAAAUUACUCUAAUUGCUUCUACUCUCAUAUAUCUUUGUUGGUGAAUCCAACAUGGUUUAGGUGCUCCUCUUUGUACAACUACCAAGAUGGUUGUACUUGUAAGCACAUUUACGGUACGCCAUUGACCGUCUUGUUCAUUUGGCGCCACCAUUUCUGUCCUUUCAUUUCCUCAGUCUACUCUUAAACGUAAAAAGCUCAGACGUUUUAAUGCCUAAUCCUACUGAAAAUGUGAACUUAAUUUUGUUAAUGCAAAAUGAAGUCUCUUUAACAAAUAAAACCACAAAACAACUUGGCUUGGACACUUCUACACCCUCUCUGCUCCACCCCCUUCCACCAUUUACAAUUAUUUUCAUUAAAUACUACUAUUUGGAAAAAUUAUCAGAAAUAAUAUAACUUUUUGCAUAUUUUCUUAUAAUAUUACAACUUUUAAUUAACCAUAAAU